UUUCUAGGAAGCUAGGGUGUGAACUGGCUGCUUGCAGCCAAAGUCAACACUUGUUGGGUACAAGUUAUACAAAAUUUGUGUAGUUUAAUCCUAGAAUUCAUAAUUUGAGACUAAGAUCCAAUGAAAUUGGAUAUACUUCCAUAAUUGAGUUGCUGGUCAACUUUGUAUCUUAAUACUAGGAUCAAAUGAGGAGUUCUUCAUCUAUUUGAUCCUUUAUUACUUACAGCUUGGCGCGGUAUAGCGAUGGAGAGGUAUGACAUCCCUUCCGGUCAAGGUCAAUCAAGAGUGAGUAGCACCAUGGUGGAGGAAGAGAUUAUGGUGGGCUUUGAGGAUGAGGUAAUAAUGAUAAAAGAGCAACUUACUGAAGGAAAGAAGAAGUUGGGAAUUAUAUCGAUUGUUGGAAUGCCUGGACUCGGUAAGACAACUUUAGCCAGAAAAGUAUAUGAUGAUCCUUAUAUCACGCAUUACUUCCAUAUUCGUGCAUGGACCUAUGUUUCUCAAGCAUACAUAAAGAGAGAUCUUUUGCUUGGCAUUUUACAUUCUAUUGUCAAAAUUACUAACAAAACUGAACAAAUGAGCAAUGAAAAGUUAGGUGAAGAGAUUUACAAAAUCUUAAAGGGUAAGAGAUAUCUCAUUGUCAUGGAUGACAUAUGGAGUACUGGGGCUUGGGAUGAUGUUAGAAUGUAUUUACCAAAUGACAACAACGGAAGUAGAGUGAUGUUCACUAGUCGGCUCAAAGAGGUUGGUUUGCAUGCUAAACCUGAAAGUUGUCCUCACCAUCUACGUUUUCUAACUGAAGAAGAAAGUUGGGAGCUAUUUCAGAAGAGGGUUUUUCGGGGGGAAAGUUUCCCUCCAGAACUAAUGGGUCUUGGGUUGCAAAUUGCUGAAAAAUGUGAAGGAUUACCACUUGCAAUUGUUGUAAUAGCUGGGAUUCUUGCGAAAGAAGAGAAGACAAAAGACUUGUGGGAAGAAGUUGCUGAAAGUGUAAGUUCUUACAUGGUUAAUGAUCCAAACCAAUACAUGCGCACGUUAGCACUGAGUUAUUAUCACUUGCCUGAUCACUUGAAACCGUGUUUUCUUUAUUUUGGAGCAUUUCUGGAAGGCUCUGAAAUCCCUGUGCGUAAGUUGAUGUGGCUUUGGAUUGCUGAGGGAUUCGUACAGUCAUCCGAGGAAAAAAAGGUGGAAGAGUUUGAAGAGGAUUACUUGACAGAUCUGACACGGGAAAAAACGUUGGAAGAGAUAGCAGAGGAUUAUUUAACUGAUCUAAUUGAGAGAAGCCUGGUAAUAGUUUCCAAGAAAAGAUCUAAUGGUGGAAUUAAAGCAUGUCGCAUGCAUGAUCUUUUGCGCCAUUUAUGCUUGAGAGAAGCUGAGAAAUUCAAAUUUUUGACUUGGUUUCACGGGCAUGAACAUGUUUCUUCUUCUCAGGGUCGCAUAUGCAUCUACCCUGACUCAAAUUUCGAUGUUCAUUUAGUGAAGUCCUAUGCCCGCUACAUUCAGUCACUUUUUUGGUUUGGAGUUUUAGAUCAUGAUUCUUUAAAAUUUUAUCCUAAUUCUAUAAUGUUGCCUAUUCACCCAUUUAGACAGCCAGUCUCCGAUGCAUAUUGCGACUUUCUCUUGCCGUAUACAGUUAGGAGAACUGAUAUCCUUAAUGAGCAAUUGUUUUUUCUUGAUUCAUCACUACAAUCAUCAUCUAAUUCUCAAACCUCCGACUGUCUUAAGGUCUUGGAUUUAUGGUGUCCCAAUGUCUUCCUUUCCUUCGAAAUUGAAGCACUAAUUUACUUGAGGUACCUUGCAAUUCAUACUGAUGACUUUCAUACAAUACCACCAUCAAUAGUCUACCUCUCAAACCUUGAAACCCUUAUUCUUGGUACACGACAAUCCCAUACUAUUUUGCCGGAAAAUGUUUGGACGAUGGUUAAGUUGAGGCAUCUUUAUACACCAGGGAAAUAUCAUAUUGAUAGUCAGUGUUUUGCAAAACCAAUAGCGCUUAAAUAUUUGUCUCCUCAUGUAGGGUUCAACUAUAACGCAUUACAGACCGUCUCAAACUUAUGUCCUUGUGGACAUGUCCAACUUUUAUUAUUAAGGACUCCCAAUCUUAGAAAGCUGGGAUUUCGUGGAUAUCUGAUAAAUGAGUCGGGGCAAUCGACGCUUCCUAAUCUAGACUUUUUGAACCACCUUGAGACCUUGAAGUUGGACAACACGAUGAUCACCAGCCAGUCGACUAAUCUCUUAAGGGCGGUUGAGUUUCCUAAAAUUGUUAAGAAGCUAACCUUAAGAGGAAUGGGGAUAAAGUGGGAGGAGAUGUGGAUCAUUGGGAUGUUACCCAAUCUUGAGGUUCUCAAAUUAGAAAGACGUUCUUGCCAAGGUCGACAAUGGGAAACAACUGGUGGGGGAUUUCGUCGACUCAAAUACUUGAAACUCAAAUGUCUCGGUGUUGAAGAAUGGAUUGCCUCUAGCACUCACUUUCCAAGCCUUGAGCAUUUAGUGUUGGAAGAAUGUUAUAGUCUCAAGGAGAUCCCAUCUGAUUUUGGGGAUGUCCCUGUGCUACAGAUAAUUGAAGUAAACUUUUGUCUCCGUUUCACUGAGGAAUCUGCUAGGAAAAUUAAGGCAAGGCAAGAGCACAAUGGAAACAAUUGGCUGAAGAUCCUGAUCAACAAUCAAGAAUUCUUUGGGAUGACAUCAUCAAUUGACACAUCAGUGGACACAUCAGUUGACACAGAAAGCAUGGAGAGUGGGUCAGAAAAAUAAUGGGGAUGAUCUUUCCAGGUCUGUUCAUCGUAUUGUUGCCAGUUUCCGGUGUAAAUAUACUGAAUGUUUCAUGGUCUGUUCUGACUGGCGAAUUUUGAUUGUAUGAAUGCCAGAUGCUUUAGUGUCAUUUCACUUUCCUCUAUUUUGGGAUGUUUGCUCUGAUUGGCCACAGUAUUUGGCAUGAGACCCUUCAAGAGAGGUCCUUAUCGGGGAUGGCAUUUAGGGGCAGUGCAUUACCUUGUGGUGUUGAGCAUAAAUACAAGCUGGCUAUUGUGGAUUACUUUGAUGGUGGUUUUUAUUUUUUUAAGCUUGUUUUGCCUGUGGGUGUGUUAUUUUCGCCUAGCCUCUCAUGUUGUGAGAGAUUUAUCUUAUUAUGCUAGUUGUACUGUUUUGUCCAAGCCUUUGACUUUGAGUGUCGCUUCUCUAAAACUAUAUUGACUCUCGGAGUUGUGUCUUGAGCAUCAUUGUAAUAGGUGAGUGCACAGAGCAAAAAAAGGGUUGAGAAAUGAAAUGCACUACAUAGUACAAUUGGAAAUACAUUUUGCUAAUACUACUCGUACUCUCGUCUUGGAUAAUGGAGGACAGAAUAAAAAUUGCUGGUGGCAAAGUGUGUUCUUCGUCUCUAUUUUUACCAUGUAUUUUACUGGAUUGAAUUUGUCUGGAAUUUACUAGUUAUGAGAAGGUUUUUGGGUAUUU
This is a messenger RNA of Camellia sinensis, 3444 nucleotides long. NCBI's taxonomy places the organism in Eukaryota, Viridiplantae, Streptophyta, Magnoliopsida, Ericales, Theaceae. The record is from RefSeq and is a predicted model, not a curated record.